Linnemannia hyalina is the source of this 507-nucleotide messenger RNA. The record is from the annotation of a GenBank genome assembly. NCBI's taxonomy places the organism in Eukaryota, Fungi, Mortierellomycota, Mortierellomycetes, Mortierellales, Mortierellaceae.
AUGCGCCGCAGAGGCUCACGACCCAUACUCCGCAAGGCUCCGACCACCAUUGGCAUCGUCUUGGCGGUUACUGUCACUGUCGGAAUCAGGAAGACCGGUAAUGUCUCUGGCUUGUUUUCGGGGGUUGGCUAUGGCAGUAGACGUGCGAGGUCGCUUGCUUGGUCGUCUGUGCUCGAUGUCCUCUUCAGGAUCGUCUUGACCAGGUCUGUCGGGAUUAACACUGUUGGACUUGUCAUCGCUGGAUUCAUUGUCGCUGCUGGAUUCAUUGUCGCAGCUGGAUUCAUUGUCGCAGCUGGAUUCAUUGUCGCAGCUGGAUUCAUUGUCGCUGCUGGAUUCACCAUCGCUGCUGGAUUCAUUGUCACUGCUGGAUUCAUUGUUGCUGCUAGAUUCAAUGUCGCUGCUGGAUUCAUUGUCACUGCUGGAUUCAUUGUCGCUGCUGGAUUCAUUGUCGCUGCAGGUCUCCUCUGUUUGCUCGAGCGCUGCCUUCGCCUUGUGGAGGAGCAGUGA